AUGCUUCUGACGGCUUACCUAGCCUUAUCUCUCACACAGAACAUCCGCAAUAAUGAGUUUACGGUCCUGCUCAUACUUGUCAUCUUGUUUGUCACCGUCUUCUUCUGCCAUGGCUUGAUUCGGCUUUGCAUGGUCAUCUUUCGGCUACGACCCGACGGCGAUUCCAGGCCGCCGAUGCCGCAGCUUCUGGCCCCCGGCGGCUAUGCUGUGCCUCGAGAACCUAUCCGGGUCAUGCUGGCACGCGAUGAAGAAGAGCAAGGGGAGAUCAGCGAGGCGUUGUUGGCCAAGCCGCCUGCCUACGGCCUUUGGCGGGAGAGCGUGAGAGUUGACCCCAACCGGAUAUACUGGCAGCGUAAUCCAAAUGCCGCAUCGAACGUCGAGCUGUCCACAUCGGCAGAGAGCACCAGUGGGCCUCGGCCGCCGUCUUAUGCUUCGGAAGACGGGGUGAGCUACGUCGUCGACGCUCGCCCCCGAUCGAUCGCACCGGCCAUGACGGAAGCCCCAGUGCCGUCGCAUCCUUCCGAGAUUGGGCGCGUGGGUGAACGCCAGGUUCUGUCAUGA
Messenger RNA from Colletotrichum graminicola M1.001, 561 nucleotides. RefSeq lists its product as uncharacterized. Lineage: Eukaryota; Fungi; Ascomycota; Sordariomycetes; Glomerellales; Glomerellaceae. The transcript is spliced from 3 exons. The coding region runs from base 1 to 561 and encodes 186 amino acids. The record is from RefSeq and is a predicted model, not a curated record.